CCCCACUCCCUCUUCCUCCUCGCUAACACACACAAACUCUUACUCUUCCCCUACGCCACAGGAGCAGGACCUCGGGAGUUCAGAGGAGAACAGAGACACGCAGCUAGAAGAUGUCGUCGUCAUACAGCGAGUACAAGAAGCUCAAGGCGAAGAUGAGGAAGGUGAAGAAGCUGAAGCGAGACCUGCAGAACCCGGGGCAGGCCACCAAGCGCAAGGUGCAGCCCGACAUCUACAAGAAGGCUAAGCGCACCGCCCAUCAGGCAUCGAACCCAGGACAGACUUUGAAGCACAAGCUGCAACCCGACGCGUACAAGAAGGCCAAGCGCAGGCUCAAGAAGCUGUCCAAGCUCAAGAAGAUGAUGAAGGGCGAGGUGCACUCCAAACCCAAGCCUCGCGGGAUGAUGCCGCCUGAGGGGCACAGCGGGGCUCGCCACGGCGCGGCCCCCGAUGGGGGUUACUCGAGUUCAGACUGCUCCAGCGUAAGCUCGGGAUCCUCGCUGGAGGGCGAGACCCUGUCCGAUCUGUCCGACCUGUCUGAUCUCUCUGAUUGGGACGACGGUUCCGGUUCCAGCUGAACGUAGCGAGUCACUGUUUUUUUAUGGAUGAUGUGCAAUAUAUAUAUAUACAUCCCAAAAUUGUUGUUGGCUGUGCGAUUCGAAGAAGGGUUCUCGUCUCCGCUGAUGAGUUGGGUUGGUAUUUUGCUGAAAUAUAUGGUAUGUAUCUUUUGCCCUUUUUUCUUGAUUCCCUUUUCUGCGUGCUUCCUCUUCUGGUCCUUCCCUAUUGUGUUCCGUGAUGGCCAUCUUGAUGCUGACAAUGCUACACCUCGUUCUUUUUUGAGCGGGCAAAAGAGCGAGGAGGGGGGGUGGGGGUGGGACAGAGUCAGUGAGGGAUGGAGAGAGACGGACAGGCAGACAGAGUGCGAGGGAGAGAAAAAUAUCGGUUGGGAAUUUGACCUUAUUGUGUAAAUGCCCUGUGUGCAUUCCAUCUACACGGCGUGUGGUCUUCCGUGCCUGAGCGCUGCUUGUGUCGCUUGUCGAGAGGGCGCCCCCCCCCCCUGUUGUGCGUACCGUAUAUGACACGAGACCCUCUGGACCGAUUUCAAAGCUCGAUUACUCCACGACGAAGAGGAUGCAUAAACGAAACGAUACAUUUCGAAAAGCUCUCGACGAGACGGUUUCAACGCCGCCGUCUUCGGCGCUGUGACUGUUCCUGCAGUUGAGAAAUCGAGCUUCGAAAAUUGGUCGAGGGGGCGUGUUAUCUUGUGUCAUAUACGGUACUCUUGUGCUCCCGGCAGGGUUUGAGUGUGCCGAGAGCGGAAAGAAGGCAACAAAGAAACAGCUUGCCUUUACAUGGCACCGCGUUGCCUUUGCAUAGCGGCACCACGUUGUUGUUCAUGCUGUCGUGAACAGGUCUCGAACGGGGCAUGUUUUUUUUUUUUUUGGCGUCGGUGGGGGUCCCGUCGAGAAAUCAAUCUUGACUGAAACAAGAUAGCAACAGAAUAAACAGAAACGGGGCACUUACGCAUGUUUAGUGUUUAGUGAAUUUGACAGAGAUGCCGACGACCCCAUCCUCUGCAGCGAAAUGUAAGAUUAGUUAGGCAGAAGGUACGCCGGCGGGCAGGGGUUGUGGUGAUCAUGGCAGUUAAGUCAUCGCGACCAAGCGAGAAAAUAGGAGGGUAGGGGUGCGAAAGCAAGGCAGGGUGUAUCGAGGGCAGGGGGGAUCUAAGGCCCUGUCUUACCUCUGCAAAUUGAGAAUAAUGUGUGUGCUCAGGCUAUCGGAUUUUUGGCCUCCUGGAUCGUGUUCUGUGUUCGUUCGUAUCGCUACGGUGGCCUCGUUGUUUUUUUUGCAAACGAGUGCAAGCCCCAUGUUCAGGAUGAAAAUGCAAACGUGAUGAUAUUUGUCCGGGGUGUCUUUCGUUGGAAAAACAAUGGUGAUUGUACUACGGUAACUUCUUCGCGAAGGGAUGCUGAAUCACAUGCUUUCAUUGUGUUCAACACAUUGCGAGGUUUGUCCGUCCACGCACCUCCCAAAAUUAAAUAAAAAGCAGCGCGA
This is a messenger RNA of Ectocarpus sp. CCAP 1310/34, 2052 nucleotides long. The record is from the annotation of a GenBank genome assembly. Lineage: Eukaryota; Phaeophyceae; Ectocarpales; Ectocarpaceae.